GUAUGAGCGUGCGUUUACACUGAUUUGUAUCACUGUGCGAUGGCUUCCGACGACGAUCUGGAAGAUUUCACAUUUUUAUGUGCUGGUACACUUGCUCUUUUGGAAGAUGAUAGGAAGAAAAGGCGGAGGAAGCGUAGAUGGUGGGAGAGAGAGUUUCUUCGCAAACGCGCUACUCAAGGAGCUUACGCAAUGCUCGUUCAGGAAUUAACGCUAGAGGAUGGCGCAUAUUUUAGAAAUUAUGUUAGGAUGAGUAUGGAGGAUUUCCGCCGUUUGCUAUCUCUUGUUGCUCCUCUUGUGUCCAAAACCAACACAAACUUUCGGGAAGCGAUUCCACCAGAGGAUCAGUUGGCUGUAACACUCCGUUUUUUUGGCCACUGGGGAUUCCUUUUCGACGUUAAUGUAUCUGCAUAGAAUAUCAAAAAGUGCCAUAUGCAACAUUAUUCUUCGUGUUUGCGAGGCCAUUGUGCAAGUUUUAUCCCAUGAAGUGAAGCUUCCUGCUACUGCAGAGGAAUGGCUGAAAAUUGCCAAAGAAUACGAAGAAAAAUGGAAUUUCCCCAGGUGUUUGGGAGCUAUAGAUGGGAGGCACAUUGACAUUGUGGCACCACCCAACAGUGGAACAGUUUAUUUUAAUUAUAAAGAGCGCUUCAACAUUGUUUUGCUAGCAAUUGCUGAUGCUAAUUAUAGAAUAAUUUACGCUGAUGUUGGCACGCAGGGGAGGAUUUCAGAUGGUGGUGUCCUUAAAGACACCACAUUUUACAAAAUGUUAGAAACCAAAACUCUAAAUAUACCACCUUCAACUCCUCUUCCUGGUAGGAGCAAGCCUGUUCCAUAUGUUUUCGUCGCUGACGAAGCCUUUGGCCUAGAGGAAAAUAUUGUAAAACCAUUUCCAGGUCUGCAUGAAAAAAAUAGUUGACAACGUAUUUUUAACUAUAGAGCAUGCAGGGCAAGAAGAGUAAUAGAAAAUGUAUUUGGGAUUAUAAGUGCUGUUUACAGAGUGCUGAGGAAGCAAAUGCUUCUCAGUCCAGAAAAAGCUACAGUGGUGGCACUAGCCUGUGUUUAUUUACAUAAAAUUCUUCAAAACAGAAAAUCUCAAAGUUAUUGUCCAGCAGGAACAUACGACAGAGAGGGAGAUGAUAGCAACGUAAUACCUGGGUCCUGGAGGGACACCCCUACUGUGCUGGAGCCACUGCCCAGAACUGGCUGAAGAACUUCAUUGCUGAAUGUCAACAGAAGAGAAUAUGCUGAAUACUUCUGCAGUAUUCAGGGCUCCAUCCCAUGGCAGUAUGGAAAAUAAGUUCCACAUCAUUGUUAAAUGAUGACAUAAAGUAAUAUGCUCUAUUCUUCUGCAGUAUUCAGGACUUCAAACCAUAGCAGUAUGGAGAAUCAUGUUUUUCAGUGAAAUUGUAAAUAUUCACAUUAUGUAAAGCAUUAGCACGAAAAAAUGU
Schistocerca cancellata (South American locust) is the source of this 1445-nucleotide messenger RNA. RefSeq lists its product as uncharacterized. The coding region runs from base 398 to 913 and encodes 171 amino acids. Lineage: Eukaryota; Metazoa; Arthropoda; Insecta; Orthoptera; Acrididae. The transcript has 2 exons. The record is from RefSeq and is a predicted model, not a curated record.